Molecule: messenger RNA, 1905 nt
Organism: Fusarium vanettenii 77-13-4
Lineage: Eukaryota; Fungi; Ascomycota; Sordariomycetes; Hypocreales; Nectriaceae
Exons: 2
Coding region: 1-1905 (634 amino acids)
Biological process (GO): peroxisome organization
Cellular component (GO): peroxisomal membrane
Source: RefSeq, a predicted model, not a curated record
AUGUCUUCCCGCGACGAUGCCUCCCUCGGCGCAUCGCCUCCCUCCUACGAAUCCCAUCCCUCGACUGGCGGCGCGCCUCCGACCUAUGCGACUUUCUCACCCGUAACCCUUUCCGCAAAUACUCCUUCUCGAUCCUCCCGUCGAUCAACCAUCCUUGUCCAUCACAAGAGCCCGCUGCUCCUUGCCACUCCGCCUCAGAUCACCCGAGCCCUUGCCUACAGUCACCCCUUUAUACUCCCGUUAAACAACCUAGCGGGGCUGCUCACCUGGAGCACUGGAGAUCCAUGGCAGAGCUUCCUAUUAGUCUGCUUCUUCUGGGCCGUCGUUCUCUAUGGAGAUGUGGUAGUCACAUGGGCCGGGCCUGUCAUGGUAGGCGUGGCCCUUAUUGCUGGCAUGUACGGCCGAAGAUACAGUCCUCUCAGUAGUAGUGGGUGGGCCGAACCUCGAAGCCAACACAGAGAUGCUGCGUCUCAAGGCGCAACUCAGACCGGUGAGGCCAGCCACCAAAAGGGGAAGCCCAGCGUCAGCGAGAAGCAGUCGAAGCAUGUUAGGGGAAACUCCGAAGUCACCAAUACCAAGCACCAAAAGACGUUGGAUGAGAUUGUCGAAACAGUCAAAGAGUUCACAGGGAGAUGCAAUGUCCUCCUGGAGCCUCUCCUUGACAUGACGGAUUUUCUCAGCACCCAGAGAACACCGACCAGUGCUACGACUCGACCAGCCGUGACCGUCAUCUUCAUGCGCCUCCUCAUAAUUACACCCAUUUGGAUCGCCUUGACUGUUCCACCAUGGAGGGUCAUCACUACGAGGCGGGUUAUACUAGUCGCUGGCACAAUCAUCUUGACAUGGCAUGCAAGAGUUAUGAGGGUCUCUAGGGCUAUCCUUUGGAGAAGCUCCAUGGUGCGGCGGGUUGCGGCCGGAAUCACCGGACUUCAGUUUGACACACCCGAAAAGCCAUUCCGAAAAGAAUUGGCAGUGGCUGCCACCAAGGGCUCAGAACGUGUGGCUCAAGAGUCGGAACUUACAAAGGCUCUGGGCAAGUCUUCAAGCUUUUCAACAAACCAUGGACGAAGGAACGGCCACGCCAAGACUGCAGGUGUCAAGUUCACGUUUAUCAUCUACGAGAAUCAACGACGUUGGCUAGGUCUCGGGUGGACGAACAACCUUUUCGCAUAUGAACGACCUGCGUGGACAGACGAGCAUAAUAAUCCGGUACCUGCAAAGGAUGACUUUGAGUUACCCGAGGUGGAAGAUGGGAGCCGUAUGGAGUGGCGAUGGGUUCAGAGUGGCCGUUGGCGCGUUGAUGGAGUUACCGACGAUCAAGGGGCCAUCGACUAUGAUGGAGAAGAGGGUAAGAAUGGAUGGAUCUUUUACGACAACAAGUGGCAAAACGGACAGCGAGGCCAGGAUGGUUGGAGCCGAUGGACGAGACGACGGAAGUGGUAUCGUGAUGCCGAGUUGGUUGAAGUGGACCAGUCACAGGAUGCUCACGCCGGUGAUGCGGUAGAAGCCAAGGACUCUCCCACAGUGGCCAAUGUAAGGACUCAACAAUACAACUCGAGCAACGAAACCAUGGUUCCCACACGACCCGACGCGGCCGACCAGGCCCAAGCCCACGCCGAGGACCUCAGCAUCGAUGACGCGAGUUCCAAAGCAGCAGACGAUUCCCUGUCAGUACACUCGACAUCUUCAAGAUCAUUCUUCCGGUCGCCAUUAAUGCGGAAGCGUGUCGCUGACCGAUCCGUCACGGAUAAAGAACGUACUAGGAGGGCCAGUAGGACUAGCAGCUUGUACAACGACGAUGACGCGAGCGGCCUUGGAGCAUCCCUUGCACUGGAGAUCCAGAAACAGGGCAAACCAGGUGGACAGUGGGGGAUUGGUGACGAGGCACGAAUGAGUCUUGAGUGA